Molecule: messenger RNA, 2751 nt
Organism: Thamnophis sirtalis
Lineage: Eukaryota; Metazoa; Chordata; Lepidosauria; Squamata; Natricidae
Gene: YAF2
Product: YY1 associated factor 2
Biological process (GO): positive regulation of DNA-templated transcription
Cellular component (GO): nucleus
Molecular function (GO): transcription coregulator activity; DNA binding
Source: RefSeq, a predicted model, not a curated record
GGAAUGUAAAACAUGACAUUUUACAUUCUCUGAUUUCAAGGAAUAUGGAAAGGGAUGUAAUGUACUCACCUUGUUUACAUGAUUAAAACUGUUCAAUGCAGAUCAGUUAAUUCACCACAAUCAUAUUCCGUUGUUUACAUUCUUAAAUCAUCAUUCACUGCAAGUUGACCCUGUCUUAGCCGACAUCUGACAGCUUUACCCGAGAUGGAUGCGCGCACGUGCCUCGGAGGAGAUGAUUCCAGGCAUUCGGGGCCCAAUUACAUAAAUACAGCUGAAGUCAGCAUUGGACUCCUUACCGAUAUACACGUGUAAGUGGGUUACUCCGGGUUUAUAUGAAAUCCAACGGUAUGGUUUUGGGUUAAUAGCCUUGGCCUCCUGGGAGACGUUAACCCAAAUGAGCGAUUGCGUUAAAUUGGAAAUUAGGCCUAGCAAAGGUUAUGGCUUCGUGACGAAGGGGGGGGGGAACCAUCUCCGGCAAGGCAAGCGCGUCUUUGAACCAAACGGGGAACCGGCGGCGGUGCUUCGGGCCCGAAAAGGGCUCCUCCUCGUCACCGUCUGAGGAAGGCGAACGCCGUUCCUCUUUGCUCCGGCCGUCUGGGACGCCUCGGCCUGGCUGUGGGCUGACGCUGGUUGGCGACGGGAGGAGCACGUGAGUGGGAAGAAAGGGGGAGCACAAGGUCGGGUUGAGCGAGGGGGCGGCGGCGGCGGCAGCAGGAGUUUCCCCGACAUCUGGAGGUGUCGGCGGCCCCGCUUGGGAGCGAACGUCGGGCGGGAGCUGUUCGCCGCAGCAAUAGCGGCUGCAGCGGCUCCUCCUCCUGCUGCUGCUGCUUCGCCGAGUCCCUCCGCCUGAGUCGCCUCUCCGAGCCUCCGGUCGCUCCUCCUUACUGACAAAAACACAAAGGGCCGCAGCAGUCUGGAGACGCCUCUGUAGCCGGCAUGGGAGACAAGAAGAGCCCCACAAGGCCGAAGCGGCAGCCGAAACCUUCCUCCGACGAAGGCUACUGGGACUGCAGCGUCUGCACCUUCCGGAACAGCGCCGAGGCCUUCAAGUGCAUGAUGUGCGAUGUGAGGAAGGGCACCUCCACCCGGAAACCUCGACCUGUCUCUCAGCUGGUUGCGCAACAGGUUACCCAGCAAUUUGUGUCCCCUACACAAUCAAAAAAAGAAAAAAAAGACAAAGUAGAAAAAGAAAAAAGUGAAAAAGAAACUACUACCAAAAAGAACAGUCAUAAGAAAACCAGGCCCAGAUUGAAAAAUGUGGAUCGAAGUAGUGCUCAACAUUUGGAAGUUACUGUUGGUGAUCUGACAGUCAUUAUUACAGACUUUAAGGAAAAAACUAAGUCGUCACCUGCUUCAAGUGCAGCUUCUGCAGACCAGCACAGUCAGAGUGGUUCUAGUUCUGACAAUACAGAGAGAGGAAUGUCCAGGUCAUCUUCACCUAGAGGAGAAGCCUCAUCACUGAAUGGAGAAUCUCAUUAAAGUUUAUUUACUUCAGUUUAUUUAGUCUUUUGUCUCAAAAAAUUACAUAUAUACAACUUCUGCCAACAGUUACCGCAUUUUCAUGACUUAUUAUCACCAUGCAUGAUUAUGUUUACCUAGAUAUGAUUUAUGCAGUUUUUUACAAGCAGUGCUGCAGUGCAGUUAAAUUGCACUGCAAUCUACAAAACAUUUUUAGAUCAAUUUUUUAAUCUUCAUAUACAAUGGUGCCAUGAAAAUGUGGUUUGAAUAUGCUUGAUGCAGUGUUACUGGCAAGUCCUUUUCCUCUUUUACUUUAGUGAAUUUUAACAGAACUCUUGGAUUCUAUGCUAUUGGCAUGUACUGAAUGAAUUAAAAAAGCUGCCUAAAUAUGUAUUAUUUGAGAAUUGUGAAUCAUAGUUAUAUAUGUAUGCAAGUCAAAGAUCAACUUAAUCAACUAUUGCUGCAAAAGACUUUUCAUAAUGAUUAUCUUUAAAACACCUGCUGGUACUUGGUGUGGUUGAAUAGGAAAAUGCUAUUAAAUAUAACAUUUGUAUGAAUUUUUGCCAAUGUCCAACACAUUUUACUGGAUUAUUGUAACUGAAUAAUGUUGCUAGCUUCUCCAAUAUUUUCCUCAUACAUUUAAAACAUUUAUUGUUAAUGUUUACAAGCAAAAAAGUAAAUCUGUUAAAAACAUUGUUUAGCUUUAUAAUUCAAAUAUAGUACUACCUUGUCCUUAUACACUGGUAUUCUCUGUUAUAGAACAUAAAUUUAUUCUGAAAUUAUUAGUCAUCUUCUGUUUUUUUAAUUCUAUAUCUUAAAACUAUUGCUGAUAACUUUAAAAUCCCAAACAUGAUGCCAUCAUAAUUUAUAUUUUCUACUUACUUUCUCCGAGAUUUUCUCAGUGUUAUAGUGAUAUAUAUCUGUACAACAGGAGGCUGGGAUCCAAAGAGGCUUUUAAGUUUGUGUAUGAGUUUGUGGUUUAUUUUGUUUUGUUUGUGUGUGUGGUUUUUUUAGCCAUAGUUCUUUGCACCACACCAGAGAGCAUUCCCAAAGAUCUCCCAAGAUUGAAAAUGGGUAGUGCAGGGGACUGCAGUUGGAGGAGGUGAACUUUAAAAGCAAUGGUGCCUAUGUAUGGGUGUGAAAAGAACCUGUGCAGCCUUUAGGAUUCAGGCCAGUAAUAUUGAAUGUUUCACCAGAGUAAAUAAGUAAGCAAAUGCUAUAUGUAUUACAUUUGUUCCUGUAUCAGCCUUUUGCAUUUUUUGAAAUAACUUUUAUUAAAUAAUAUAGAGUAAA